GCCUUCCUCACCGACCUUUAUCACGCAAAGCAUGUCUCUUCCAUUCUCUAAGGACUUGGAGAGGCUCCAUUCCUAUGAGAAGCUACGAUGGAGAGGCUGAGGAGUUUCUCCAUCAAGCCCACGAGGCUCUUGGUUUUCUCAUUCACCGUCCCCUCCUCCCUCCUCUUUUGCUUCCUUUUCUCCUUCUGGGUCCUCAACACCACCCCCUCUGGCUCGACGGAGUCUCAUCUCCGGCUCAGUGGAGGCCCCGGAACCAUAAAAGAUGAGGCCUUUGCUGGUUCCGGCGUCACUCUCUUUGUUAAUGGGUCUAAAGAUCGUAUUUGGGGAGCAAGCAUCUUGGGGGAAGCUGGCAAUUUCUCUGUGGAAGCUCUGGAUUUAGACAAGAAAGGAAAAAAUGGAAUUUUGGUGGAUGUUCAAGUGGGAGAAUCUGGUGGUUCUCCUGGGGAAGCACUAGAUUCAAUUAAUAACGGGGAAGUUGCCAUUUUUAAUGAUGCCCAUUUGAAAGGGAUUAUUAAUUCCUCUGACGAAGCUUUAGAUUCAGUUAACGAGAGGAAGAACAGCGAUCUGGCUGUCUCCGACCCAAGGGAAAGCUCUGAUUUGUCUCAGGAAGGUCUAGGUUCGAGUACUCCGGGGGCUGAUGGGAAAAGCGCCGAGUUUGAUGCUCAUAAGGUGAGAAAUGAGAACUUUUUGGCUGACAAUUUGAUCAGAGAUGCGAACUCUUAUAAUGCCAAUGGGAAAAAUAUAUCUUCAGUUGUGGAGAAAAUUGAGGGUAAGCGUGCAAACACAUGUGAUGUUUCUCAUGGAAGAUGGGUUUUUGAUGAGAGCUAUCCUCUAUAUACAAGCAACUCUUGCCCCUUUAUAGAUGAAGGAUUUAACUGUGAGGCUAAUGGGAGAAUGGAUAAAGACUACAUGAAGUGGAGGUGGCAGCCAUAUAAUUGCAACAUCUCAAGGUUGGACCCUAUAAAAAUGCUGGAGUUGAUUAGAGGAAAGAGACUGGUAUUUGUGGGGGAUUCUAUUAACAGGAACCAGUGGGAAUCCAUGCUUUGUUUGUUACAAGGUGCUGUCUCAGAUCCUAGGCGAGUUUAUGAAGCUCGUGGGCGGAGGAUCACGAAAAACAAGGGAAUUUAUAAUUUCAAAUUUCCGGACUACCAAUGCAGUGUUGAGUACUAUGCAACUCAUUUCUUGGUUCGUGAGAGUAAGGCAAGAGUACAACAGAGGCGGAUGAAAACUCUACGAAUUGAUGCCAUUGACAGGAGUUCGUUGAGAUGGAGAGGAGCUGAUAUCCUUGUAUUUAAUACUGCUCAUUGGUGGUCACACUACAAAACAAAAGCUGGAAUAAGUUACUACCAGGAAGGAGACCUGGUUCAUCCCCACCUUGAUGUGUCUACCGCUUUCAGAAAAGCUUUGACGACUUGGGCAUCCUGGGUUGACCAACAUGCUGCUCCAGGGAAAACUCAAGUUUUCUUCAGAAGUUCAGCACCGUCACAUUUCAGUGGUGGUGAAUGGAAUUCUGGGGGACACUGCAAAGAGAGCACCCAGCCCCUAAAUGACACUUCUGGCCGACAAAUUACUGAAAAGAACAUGAUCUUGGAGCAGGUUGUAAAGCAAAUGAAAACCCCAGUAACUAUCCUGAACAUAACUAACUUAUCUGGACUUCGAAUAGAUGGUCACCCAUCUAUAUAUGGGAGAAAACCUGAGAGAGGACCCCCAACAAGCAUUCAGGACUGCAGCCAUUGGUGCCUUCCUGGAGUUCCAGAUGCAUGGAAUGAGCUGCUAUAUUUUCAUCUACUAUCUAGACGAGUACCAGUUUCUACAGGUUAGUAAUGAUAGUCUAGUGACAUUCAAUUCCUCCUAUGCCUUGAAUUGUUCAUGAUUUUUUUUUAAAGCUCCCUACUUUAUACAACAAGUGCCUGUAAUACUUGCUUAUGUAUUGAUUGGAAUAAUUAGCAUGUGAUGGUGAAACUUAUGGAAGAAAGAGGAGCAAGAAUAUUUGGGGUCAGACUGCUGUUUUGUAUAUCCUUUCUGCUGUAUUUCAUGUAGAAUAUUAAGUUAAUCAAAUUAUUUUCUAAUUUAUGAUA
This is a messenger RNA of Phoenix dactylifera (date palm), 2078 nucleotides long. The record is from RefSeq and is a predicted model, not a curated record. Lineage: Eukaryota; Viridiplantae; Streptophyta; Magnoliopsida; Arecales; Arecaceae.